AUGCCAGAUUCUGGCCUGUUCUCACCAAAGCGCACUCCUGAUGAUCAACACCCUGCAGACUUCAAGAUGCUGAGGACUUUAGUGCAUAAAAUUUCUCAGAAAAAGUCAUCUGACAUUAAUGACAUUGCUCAGAGUCAUCUUGCAAGAAUACUGAAUCUCUUUGAUCUUGUUGGCAUUGGUGUUGGCACAGGACUUGGACUUGGGGUAUAUGUCAUUCCAGGAACAGUCUCAAGGUAUUAUGCUGGUCCUGGAGUACUAACCUCUUUCAGUAUAGCUGCAGUUGCAUCUGUAAUUGCUGGUCUGUGUUAUGCAGAACUGUCUGCUAGAUUUCCUCGUGCUGGAUGUGCUUAUAUCUACAGUUUUGUUACAAUUGGUGAGCUAGUAGCAUUUAUUGUAGGAUGGACUCUCAUAAUGGUUUAUGUAUUAGGAACUGCAAGUAUAGCUAGAAGUCUUGCUGGACAUAUUGACUUCAUAGCUAACAACAGCAUGUCAGCUACUUUGAAAGAUGAACUGCCUAUAACUGCUGAAUUUCUAUCCAGUUAUCCAGACUUUUUGGCAUUUGGAAUAACACUACUGCUCUCAUUUGUUCUUGCAUUUUGUGUGAAGAUAUUCUCGUCCAUAAUGAACAUCACUGCUGCAAUCAAUUUUGCAGUUUUAUUAUUUAUCAUCAUAGCAGGUAGCCUGCAAGCUGAUAUAAAUAAUUGGCAAAUACAAGAAAACCAAGUACCUGAAGGUACUGAGGGAGGAAAGGGUGGUUUCAUGCCUUUUGGAAUUUUGGGUAUACUCAAAGGAGCAGCAAUAUAUUUUCAAGCCUUUAUUGGAUUUGACAGUGUUGCUUCAACAGGGGAAGAAGUCAUAAAUCCACAACGUAACAUUCCCAUGGCUAGUAUGAUAUCUUUGAUGACUGUCUUCUGUGGUUAUUUUGGGGUGUCAGGUGUGAUAACUUUGAUGCUUCCAUACUAUUAUCAGGAUGCAGAUGUGCCAAUAUUAUAUGCAUUUCAGAAAACUAGUUGGGGUUGGGCUCAAUGGAUUGUAAGCAUUGGUGCUAUUUCCAGCCUCAGUACAAGUUUCCUUGGUGGAAUGUUUUCACUCUCACGGUUACUUUAUGCUAUGUCUUCAGAUGACCUCUUAUUUAAGUUCAUGGGAAAAGUGCACCCUAGGUUCAGAACACCAUUCAUUGGUACACUUUGUGCUGGUGUUUUAACUGGUCUUAUGGCACUCAUCUUUGAUGUGGAUGAACUUAUUGACAUGAUGUCAGUAGGAGCACUUGUGGCAUACUCUGUAGCUGCCGCUUGUGUGCUACUUUUAAGGUAUGCAAAAGAUGCUGAUAAAUACACAGAAACAGAACAUGAAGAUGAUCACUUUCAUAUCAAAGACAUUGUGAAACAAAUUAUGAACACUGAAAAGUUGAAAAAGCCAACAAAAUUGUCUACAUUUAUUGUGACAUCUGAAAUUAUUCUAUACAUUGUUUUGUGUGUACUAGUAUCACAACUUGUUAUUCAGGCAAGAUCAUCUAUUGGAGCAGCUGAUCCACUAGCAAUAACUGGUCUAGUAAUCCUGUUAUUUUGUAUGAUAUGCAUAAUGGUUUCCAUUGGAAUUCAGCCUACUUCACAGGCUACAGUAACCUACAAGGUUCCAUUUGUACCCUUAUUUCCAGCUAUUGGUAUCCUCAUUAAUAUAUUUUUGAUGAUGAUGCUGGAUGGAGUGACAUGGAUAAAAUGUGGAGCAUGGACCCUUAAAGGAUUAGUGAUCUACAUUGUGUUUGGGUUUUGCUGCCAUUAUAAAAAAUGGAAGAGUACUUCAAACACUUCACCAAGAACGAGUCGGAAUAGUGUGGUGGUACAGAAGACAUAAAGUAGAUGG
Messenger RNA from Schistocerca piceifrons (Central American locust), 1863 nucleotides. Its product is annotated as cationic amino acid transporter 3-like. Gene Ontology annotation, molecular function: amino acid transmembrane transporter activity. The transcript has 14 exons. Gene Ontology annotation, cellular component: plasma membrane. The record is from RefSeq and is a predicted model, not a curated record. The coding region runs from base 1 to 1854 and encodes 617 amino acids. Gene Ontology annotation, biological process: transmembrane transport; amino acid transport. Lineage: Eukaryota; Metazoa; Arthropoda; Insecta; Orthoptera; Acrididae.